ACCUUUCAUCACCGUAUCACCAAUCUCACGUCCUCUUUGACUUCAUUUCACUCUUCUCUUCCACUUAAUUUUUCCUUGCCGGCCCCGGAUUUCGACUGCAAUCCACUCCCCUCAAUAUCCGGAAUUCUCUUCGAGACAGCACGGUACAGCUGUUGCUAAUUCCCUACGCGCCGUAUUAUCCGACACGAUCCAGCACGAAUCUCCUUGAUCGUCGCAUAAACCAGCAUCGUCCUGCGAACCUCGACCACAGUUGAUGGAUCCGGCCGUCUCCCUCACGCCGCCGACAUCGUUUCGGCUGGCGGUGAUGGCCCAGAAUGCUUAUGAAAUGCCGCUCAAGGUCUUCCAGGACCCCGCGCCAUCGCAUCCCUCCCUGUCGCAUCUCUGCCUGCUCGUCUUCGAGGCUGUCUUGGAGGUGGUUUGCGUGAGCUUGCCAGGCUACAUCGUCGCGCGCAUGGGCCAAUUCGACGUGGACAAGCAGAAAUUCUUGGCCAACCUAAAUGUCAUGCUCUUUACGCCCUGUCUUAUCUUCACCAAGCUUGCCUCCCAACUUAAUGCCGAGAAGCUGUCCGACCUCGCCAUCAUCCCUGCCAUCUUCGUCGUCCAGACACUCGUGUCAUGGACCGUCUCCAUACUUGUUGCCAAAGGAUUUCGAUUCAACAAGCGAGCCUCAAACUUUGUCACUGCCAUGGGUGUCUUUGGCAACUCUAAUUCGCUGCCGAUUUCCCUUGUCCUGUCCUUGUCGCAAACGAUCAAAGGCCUCCACUGGGACAGGAUUCCCGGCGACAAUGACGACGAAGUCGGCGCCCGCGGCAUCCUGUAUCUACUGAUAUUCCAGCAACUCGGUCAGCUGGUUCGAUGGAGUUGGGGCUAUCACGUUCUUCUCGCCACCAAGGACAAAUACCCCGAGUAUCGAGAGGACUUGGCCGAAGAGGGCCAGUACCGAGACGAAGAACCGAGCGACCCGGAGCCUGAGAUUCUCAUUCACGGCCUCGACGGCGAUACCGAAAACGAUGGCGAGGGCGAUGAUUCCGAAGGUUACAUACCUGCCGGACGAACACCCCUGGCAAACACUUCUCGAGCUUCUCUGGCUGGUUCUUCUGUCGACGACUCCGACAUGGUCAAGUUCAAGAAGGGCAACUACCCUGCGAGUGGCCAGACGCUGGCGGAUUCUGGCCUGGAGGACGACAUUCUUUCUUUUCCUCGGAUCCGUCUCCAAGACGAGGCUGAAGUCGAGCCUGGAAUGCUGAACCGUGCCAAGACCUGGUCGAAAUCUGCUGGAGAGCGUGCAGCUGAGUUUUCAACUCGCCAAUACCAGCGACUUCCCAAGCCUGUGCAGGCUGUUCUUUCGUUCCUCCAAAGGUCGGUCACCAAAUUUCUCCACUUUGCCUGGGAGUUCAUGAACCCUCCCCUGUGGGCCAUGCUCUUUGCGGUCAUCGUGGCGUCGGUGCCGAGGCUUCAGCAGCUGUUCUUCGAGGACGGCUCGUUUGUGAAGAACAGCGUCACCAACGCGGUGCAAUCUAGCGGGGGCGUUGCCGUGCCCCUGAUCUUGGUUGUCCUCGGCGCAAACUUGGCGCGCAACACGGCCGCUCAGGAGGGCCUCGUCGAUCCGGAAGAGGAAAAGAUUGGGACCAAGCUCCUGAUCGCCUCGCUGCUGAGCAGAAUGGUUUUGCCAACCGUCAUCAUGGCUCCCAUCUUGGCCCUCACGGCAAAGUAUCUGUCCGUCAGCAUUCUCGAUGAUCCCAUCUUCAUCGUCGUCUGCUUCCUCCUUACCGGCGCGCCCAGUGCGCUGCAGCUGGCGCAAAUCUGCCAGCUCAACAACGUAUAUGAGAAGACGAUGAGCAGGAUCCUCUUCCAGAGCUAUGUCAUCUGGAUCCUUCCCUCAACCCUUGUACUUGUAAUGAUGGCGCUCGAGGUCAUCGAGUGGGCUAAAACGACUUAA
This is a messenger RNA of Trichoderma reesei QM6a, 1939 nucleotides long. RefSeq lists its product as uncharacterized. NCBI's taxonomy places the organism in Eukaryota, Fungi, Ascomycota, Sordariomycetes, Hypocreales, Hypocreaceae. The record is from RefSeq and is a predicted model, not a curated record. Bases 254 to 1939 code for a protein of 561 amino acids. The transcript has 3 exons. Gene Ontology annotation, cellular component: endoplasmic reticulum; membrane. Gene Ontology annotation, biological process: transmembrane transport.